AUGCGGGGUCGCGGUGGUAGGGGCGGUAGGGGCGACUGGUCCUCAGACAGAGGCCGUGGCCGUACCCCCUACGACGACCGAGGGGAUCGCUACCCCAGGAGUCGCUCCCAGGAAGGGCGAUGGGGUCGAGACCGAGACGAGCGCGACCGCGGCGACAGAUAUCCCCCCGAACCUGAUGUGCGACGAGACCCUCGCGACGAACGAGAGAGGGGCGAGCGCGACUUAAUACGGCCAAAGAAGGAAGCCCGGCCGUCUAUCUCCCAGGAACCCUCUCAGAUUCGAGACGUGUCGCCGCCACCCGUUGCUCCAUCGGCACCGGCAUUUGGCUCUGUGCCCAGUCGCAGUGCCAGUGGAAGUGACGCCCCGGCAGCUUCAGGAACUGGUAAACCCCCUCCCACCGCUCCGCGCGCAUACAGCGAGCGACCCGUCUCCGCUGGCCACGACUCGGCGCCUCCAACGGGACCGUCCCGAAAGUCGGUUCACGAUGCGCCUCAGAUUCCUGUAGGACCGCGGGCGCAGCAACCACACCCCGGCAGCAAGCAGUGGGUCAACCCCAACUUGAAAAAGGGCCCGGAAUCGCCAAAGAUCAUGAGAGCCCAGACCUUUUCGCAGUCCGGACCGGCCACGCUACGGCGUGGAAGCUCUCAAAUCGACCAGACCGAGCAGAGUCGGCCUCGCAGCAGUGAUGCCAAAUCGGACACACGGCCGUCGGAGUUUGAAGACAGGUCUCGCUCCCACUACAGCGCUGAGCCCGGAGAGAUCGUUAAGUUCGAGCCCGAAUCUCGUGAUCAGAGCGAUUACAAAGAUCGAAGCGCAAAAUCCGCCUCAGCCGGGAACUCUCCUGCUCUUCAAACCUUGUCCAAGUUCCCCAAUCGAAAAGUCGCGGAGCCAGAAAGGCCGAGCAAGCAGGCCGUGGAAGCACCGAAGCGACGUCGGAGAAUGCCGACUGUCCCCGUUGUGCGAUUCGCAGUCCCCGCCAAGAAACCGCCAAUCCAAGAACAUGACUCUGAGUCGGACGACGAUGACAUGGCCGAUUACUUCGACAUGGAGAUACAAAAGACCGAGGCCGAGCUCAGCAAACUUCCCAAGCCAAGCCUACCGCGGGGUGUAGUGGCACGAUACGCGGCCAUGUCUCACGGUGCAAUGGCCGAGUUGCUUAGCAAAAGCGAAGGCUUGACCGAGAUGCUUGGUCCGAUUCCCGAAGAAGUCAAGAUAGCUGAAGCAAAGCCCAUCGAGCAGGUGCCCGCUAAACCCAAAGUCUACGACGAGAUAACGGCUCCGGUUUCCAAGGAGGAAGAGCCGACUACGUCCGACACAUUGGCCAAGAUACCUGAGCCUACGGAGGUUCCCGAGUCUCAGCCAACGACAGAUGCGAUGGACGUCGACGUGCCGAGUGCUGAUGCAGCCCCCGCGGCACCACAGGUUCCUUCAGCUGAGCCCAGAGCCGAGGAGGAGGCCAAGAGAGGCAGCGUUGGCCCCACCGCGCCAGCGAACGAUGUCGGUGCCAUUUCUGGCGAAGCCUCGCGACAGUCUGUUCCAUCAGAAACGACAGGCGUCGGGUCGAAGCCCCCGAGUACUCCGUCGCAAAUCCCGGACGAAGAUGACGACGAGACCGAAUCCGAGGAUGAGGCGUUUGUGGAUGUCGAAACCGUACGCAGGUACAUGAGGACUCCACCGAUCGAUAGUCUUCCAAACUACUUCACGGGCCAAGACUGGUCAAAGGACGAAGACUUUCUCGCCACGCUCGACUCCGAUCCUGUUAUUGACAAUUUCGUGGCCAAACAUCUCGACAAGAUACAUAUCCAGGAGAGGGAGGAGCAGACCAAGGCACAAAAGGCGUACGAGGACAACUAUGUCCAGUACCUCAACUUUACCCUGUCCAGCGACCCCGUCGCCGUCAAGAGCAGAGACAAGUUCUCUGUUGCAGCUCCCGUCCCCGAGGUCCCUGGCACCGCGACUCCUGAACCCGUGGCGAAGCCAGAAGGACGCGGCGCCCGAAGAUUUGCUUCUGAGCGCGAUCUUGAACGCGUAUUGCAGGCAUCGAUGCGAGAGGACGAGGAACGCAAGGAGCGUGAGCUUCGGGCUCAAAAGGAGAAGUAUCGCAGCGACAAGGAAGCCGUGAUCCCUGACAUGUACUGGGACGCCGAGCAGCGAGCAAAGGCUCAGUACACCGAUCGUUCAGGGUAUACGCCCGUGGAACGCCUUGUUUCAGCUUGGCAGGUGCUACCCCCGGUCAACAACUUCACGCCAGAGGAGGCGGAGCUCUUUGAGAAGGCCUAUCUGGAGUUCCCGAAGCAAUGGGGCCGGAUCGCCGACGCCGUCCCGAACCGUGACUUCCACGCUUGCAUACAGUAUUACUAUCUGAUGAAGAAGGAGUUGAACCUCAAAGAGAAACUGAAGAAGCAGCCAAGACGACGCAAGAAGGGCCGAGGCAAGCAAAGAUCUAGUGCAUUGGUGUCGGAGCUUGGAAACGGGGAACAGGAUGGAGAGGAGACCCAGGACACUGGGGACAACGGAGAACGGAGACGACCACGACGCGCCGCGGCGCCCACAUGGGGUUUCGAACAGCCGGCGACCGACAGCGAGAACGCGACUCCCGCCGGGACCCCUGGCCGUCGUGGCGCCUCGGCCGCGGCAAGGGCAGAACAAGGCGACAAGGUGGAUGGCAGAAAGGGCAGACGCAAGGCUGCCAAGGAUAAGGACGCCAAAGGGGCAAAGGCGAACCAGAACCUCGCCGCUGCAGCCACGCCAUCCUCCGCGCGAGGACGCUCACGAUCCAGCUCGCGGGUGCCGCCAAACUUGCCGCCAACUGCCGAGACCCCGGCGCCGGCUCCGGCUCCGGCAGAACCGAAUCGUGCACCUGUCGCAUUCGAGCAGCCGCCGGCCCACGCUGGGAUUCAGCCGCCGUUCCCAGUGCAGCAGCAACAGCCCGUUCAAGCUGUUGAGCGCCCCAAGCCUGUUGCUGCUUCGUCCAUAUCCGAAGUCAUGGCAGCACCCUCGCUGCGGCCAGAACCGCCGCCACCGCCGCAGCAGACGUCCAUGACCUCCUUCCACCUGGCUCAACCCCAAUCCGAGCGCAAGACUACCACGCAGGCCUCGAGCUACUGGAGCGUGUCAGAAGCGAACGACUUUCCGCAUCUGUUGCGGGCCUUUGGGUCUGACUGGACAUCUAUCGCCGCCCAUAUGGGUUCCAAGACGGCCGUCAUGGUGAAGAAUUAUUUUGUCCGGCAAAAGGACCAGGGAAAACCCGAAUGGGAAGCACUCGUCCAGGAAGCGGACGCCAAGCGGUCGCGUGGCGAGAAGCGGCCUGAUCCGCCACAGCCGACCGCUGGCGGGCGAGGCAGGAGAUUCGAGAACACGACAGCUGCACCUGGCACAUCUAGACCCUUGGCCGUUGCCCCAGGUGUGGAUGGUCAAGGAGAGCCUUCGCAAGCCAAGAUGGACGUCCAGCCUCAACAGGCUCGACCCCAGGGUUUCUCGGGCUACGGCGUGCCCAUUGCACAGGCUCCUGCCCAACAAGCCAUUGCGCAGCCUGGGCCUCAGCCUGGACCUCAGCCUGGCCAGCAGCCGAUUGCUAUGCAACAACACGCAGCAGCCGCCCCCCCUCCGGCCACGCAAGCCAUGUCCCCUGGAGCUCGCCCUCUCCGCGCCCCCCUUCAGCCAUUUGGCUUUCCCGAGCGCGAUCACGAACCUGCUCCUCCGGCUCAGCAACAACAACAGCAACAGCGGGCACAACUUCCUCAGAAGGCCGGGAGCUCCGCGGUACCCGAGCUUCGCGAGCAACGACCGCUUGCGGCCGCACAGCCCCUCCAAUCAACCCGUCAGGAAGCGAUGAUGGAACGGCAGAAGCUGGAGAUGCAGCAGAGGGAACGGGAGCGAGAACGGGAGAGGGAAUUGCAACGCCAGUCGGAGCGCCAGGCCAUGAGGAUGACGCAAGAGGCCGAGCUCGCAGCCCAGCGCCACUACGAACCGUACGGUCAUCGUCAACAAUCGAGCCUUGGAGGUGGUCCGAGGGAGCCUUUGUCGCUCGCAAGACCGCCUUCUCAAGAGCCGUCUCGAUCCGUUGCUGGGCAGCCGUAUCCUCCUCCCAUGCAGCAACAGGGCGUCCAUGCUGCUCGGGGCAUGAUGGGCGAACUCGGCGCAGCUCAGUCGCCACCUCUGGGUCCCAACACUGGCCGGCCGGCGUCGUCACUCCAGCAGAGGCAACCCCCUGGGCCCGGCUCGGAGCAAUACGGCGUUGCGCCGCCUGCAGCGCCUCCGAGUCGACCACCAGAGCCACGUAAGACGUCCAACAUCAUGUCACUGCUGAACGACGAUCCGCCGCCUGCAGCGAAGAGAGUCAGCGACGUUGCGAGUACCCCCGGACACUCGGCGACGCCGCCGCCUCAAGGCAUGGGUCGCCCUCCACCUGGGUCGGCGCCGCCAUCGCAAAUGCGGCGCGAGCCAGAGCCGCAGUACUCUCCCUAUGGUCGAACCCCGUCUGGUGGCCCGAGCAUGCCUCCGUUGAAGCCGACGUAUGGAGGCUCUCCGAACGCUCCACCACCAAUGGGUUCUGCACCGUCGGAGAGAGAAUACUAUAGGCAGCACGCAUACCAGCCACAGCCAGGACACCACAGCAGCGGCACCAACUCGCCUCAGACAUCGCAGCGGUAUCCGCCUCCCGGACAGCCGGGCCAGGGCCAAUAUCCGCCGCAGAGUGGCUACCCAACGGCAUAUGGCGGUGGUGGUCAAGUGCCCCAUGCUGCAUCUCCGCCGCCGCCUCAGUACGCGGUCCAUCAACCGGUGCCUCGAGGUCGCGAAAUGCCUCAGGGUGGGCGCGAGAAUGCAUGGCCGCAGCAGGGCCAUCAGCAGCAGCCGCCGGCAAUGCAGCAGGCAACCGGAUGGCCGACGCAGCCCCCGAAAUCUCAAGCACCUCCGCCUCAGCAGUCGUGGCCGCAACAUCCCUCCAGCACUCCAAAGCCGUCAACGCCGGCCCCGGCGUGGUCUACCGCGCCUCCACCCCAACAGCCUCACCCGAUGGCGAUGCGGGACGAGCGCGGCGCAUCAAUGUACGGUGCCAAUUCUCAGCCGCCUCAGCACCGUUACGGCCCACCUGCUUCUCGAGGCCCCGAACAAGUGCCGCCGCCAGCUCAAGCCUACCCUCGGUAUGUCUCGACGCCAGGACCCGUCGGACCGCGAGACCCAAGGGAACAGGGCAGGAGCUACACACCCGGCGUGUAUGACGCGCGCGGGCCUCCGCCACCGGCGCCAGGCCAGGCGUACCCAGGACCUGAUCCGAGGGAGAUGUCGCUCCGGGACAACCGUGACCCGCGCGAUCCCAGAGAUCCACGGGAGAUGAUGGCCAGAGGGCUGCGGCCCCACGAAUACGAGCGCCAUCCGGAUAACAGAUACGGGCGAUGA
Purpureocillium lilacinum is the source of this 5400-nucleotide messenger RNA. RefSeq lists its product as uncharacterized. The record is from RefSeq and is a predicted model, not a curated record. Gene Ontology annotation, cellular component: chromatin; Set3 complex. Lineage: Eukaryota; Fungi; Ascomycota; Sordariomycetes; Hypocreales; Ophiocordycipitaceae. Gene Ontology annotation, biological process: regulation of transcription by RNA polymerase II.